This is a messenger RNA of Momordica charantia (bitter melon), 1647 nucleotides long. RefSeq lists its product as uncharacterized. NCBI's taxonomy places the organism in Eukaryota, Viridiplantae, Streptophyta, Magnoliopsida, Cucurbitales, Cucurbitaceae. The record is from RefSeq and is a predicted model, not a curated record.
AAUGGAAAGGAAAGCACACGCAUGGUUCACUUCAAACUAUCUGAUUUGGAUCAUCGAAAACGUGCCGCACGCGCUGCUAGCUGCUUCUCCCGGCCACGGCCACGAAAAAGCUCCCAAACAUUUCUCUAUCACCCAUUGAUCCUUCUUCUGCCUCCUUUUACUGCUCUUUAAUGGCGAUGAUUUAGACAAAUUUUACGUUUUCAGAGCUCAAAUCCUCAAAAUCCCCAACUUAUAUGCUCUCCUUUAAUCUCUUCUCUUUACAACGGAGCUGAACCAUGUCUUCGUUGACCCUAAAACCCUCCUUUCCCACCUCUAACUUAUCUUCUCCUUCUUCUUCCAUUUCUCUCAAUUUUCCUCGCUUCUCUGUAAUUAGCUUCCCGAGGAAGCCCAGAAAUGGCCUCGCCGUGAGACUCCGCGCCUACGACUCUUCCAAGAGCGAUAUGCCCGAUUUCUCCUCCGGCGAACCCAACCCUCCCAACGGUACUUUGCCAAAAACCCGAAGGGACAUUCUACUGGAAUAUGUUAAGAAUGUCCAACCAGAAUUCAUGGAAUUGUUUGUUCAGAGAGCACCAAAACAGGUUGUUGAUGCAAUGCGUCAAACAGUCACAAAUAUGAUUGGAACUCUACCUCCACAGUUUUUUGCAGUUACUGUCACCACAGUUGCUGAAAAUCUUGCACAGCUCAUGUACAGUGUAAUGAUGACUGGAUAUAUGUUUAAAAAUGCCCAAAAUCGCUUAGAACUGCAGCAAAGUUUAGAGCAGAUUGCUCUCCCAGAAGCAAAGGAUGAAAAGGAUGAUUCGAAUUAUGCAGCUGGUACGCAAAAGAAUGUCACAGGUGAAGUUAUCAGGUGGAAUAAUGUAUCUGGUCCUGAGAGAAUUGAUGCUAAAAGGUACAUAGAACUACUUGAAGCAGAGAUAGAGGAACUGAAUCAGCAAGUAGGAAGGAAAUCUGCAAAUGGGCCAAAUGAAUUGUUGGAAUAUCUCAAAUCCCUUGAACCCCAAAAUCUGAAGGAGUUGACAAGUAGCGCUGGUGAAGAUGCUGUAGUUGCAAUGAAUACAUUCAUAAAGCGCCUUUUAGCGGUUUCAGAUCCAAGUCAAGUGAAGACAAGUGUAACAGAGACCACAGCACCAGAGCUGGCGAAGCUUCUGUACUGGCUAAUGGUGGUUGGGUACGGCAUUCGCAACAUCGAAGUUCGGUUUGACAUGGAAAGAAUUCUGGGAAGUUCGCCGAAACUCGCAGAGCUUCCUCCUGGAGAAAUUGUGUAAGCCUGCAAGUGCAAGGUUGAGAAUUAAGCACAAGAAGGCCCGAGUAUGAUGUUUUAAUCUUCUUUCAGCUGGAAGCGAGCAAUCAUAGAAACCCGUUGACGACUAAACUGUGUUUGAAAGGAGGAAACGUUUACUUCGCCACUCUCUAUUUAACUUUUACAACGAUUUUAUAAACGUAAAAUAAUGAAAUUUGUUGGAGUAAGUUAUAAUAAGUUGGAGCAGACCUUAACGGUUCAUAAAAUUGUCAACUCAUUCUGACUUCUCCCUUCUCAUUCUUCUCCUCUUCACGCCCCAGAAAGUGCUUACGUUUGAUGCCGAAAGAAGAAGUCUGUUUUUGUUGACGUACCUAAGCAGCUAAUUCCAUCUUUGUUUACUCUUUCAA